UGUAACCUUUCACAACGAAAAUGUUAUUAACAACGACCAUAUGGUCUAUACGCCUGUGUUAUAUUACAAUUCUAUCGCAAUACAGAGUUUUCAGUACAAUUGACGUUAACGCGAACGAGUUAGAAUAUUUGGCUGCACGUCUGAAUCCUUUCGAAUGUCGAAGAUUAAUCGCUGCUCUUCAUUACACGACGUACGAAUUACCAAAUAAUCUAGCAGAAGCUGAACGAAAUGUAGACGAUGACAUACCUUGUAUUCGACACCUGAUCCAUUGGAACAGUUCUCCCUCCGAGGGUAAAGGAAAAACGCACGAAGCAUUAACGCACAGAUUACGUCAAAUAAAUCGCGACGACUUAGCUGAUUGGUUGGGUAAAUCCACCUUCACACAACUGGGGAAAGAUCUCAGUAGAGUAGUAGAAAAAUCCUUUGAUGAACUCGCUAAAGAGGAAAGCGAACCUUCGUCUCCAAUCACUUUAGCACCCAAGAGUCACGUUGACGAAGACCCCUGGUUAGAAAUUGACACCGUUCUCCUGGCAGUAGUACUUGGUCUAUCGGGAACGUUGUUAAUAUUAAUAUGUGCUAUGAUCCUUCAUCGAAUACGGAAUUAUUUUCGUCAUAAAUACAAGUUCGGAAACCAUGUAACUUAUUACAUUGUAAAAUGUUUACAAUAUUAUAGAAAUUUAUAAUCUC
Messenger RNA from Megalopta genalis, 687 nucleotides. RefSeq lists its product as uncharacterized. NCBI's taxonomy places the organism in Eukaryota, Metazoa, Arthropoda, Insecta, Hymenoptera, Halictidae. The record is from RefSeq and is a predicted model, not a curated record.